Tripterygium wilfordii is the source of this 944-nucleotide messenger RNA. RefSeq lists its product as uncharacterized. The coding region runs from base 139 to 558 and encodes 139 amino acids. The transcript is spliced from 3 exons. Lineage: Eukaryota; Viridiplantae; Streptophyta; Magnoliopsida; Celastrales; Celastraceae. The record is from RefSeq and is a predicted model, not a curated record.
UUUAAGAGCCUUUUGCUUCAUUACUAUGAUAGAGAAACACUGAUUGUGUUUCACUUUUCUUCUAGGAUCAAGCGUGGUCAAAGAGGUGUGGUCACAUGUGUGGUAAGCAGUUCUGUUGGGUCAUAUCAGCUGAGAAUCAUGCUGAUAAAAUGGCAUCUGCACGGGAAGCAAUUGAUGAUACUGCCUUUCCUCCAGUUGCCAGAACCGACACGAGUGCAACAUCUGCAACAACUGGUCUUUCGGAUGCCAUUUCCCAUGCUAAUCUGUACAAGGUGGUAUGCAUUUGCCAGUUUUAUUCUUCGUCACUUCUCUGUACUAAUUAGGAUUGGUGAAUUUCACUUAAGAAAAAGAAAAAAAAAAAAAAAAAAAAAAACUGGCAUGAACUGGACAGUAUACUGUCCGAUUCAAAAAAUUCCGCUGUACUAUGCGCACACACAACCUAAAAUUCGUUUAUUACUUGCAAUAAGAAACUUUAGAGUGGCUUUUAGCAGAAUUAUAUUUUGCUUGAGUGUAUUUUAUGUUUAUUGUUGCGCAGUCUUUGCAGUUUUGUAUGAUUAGUUGAUCUCAAAGCUAGCUUGUCUUUCCUUUUCUACAUAACCAGAAUAACCAUUUUCAGAUUUUUUUUUGGCAAAUACCAAAUGUUUGCAGAUGAGAUUUCUUUGUCGAGAAGAAGUCAUGGUUUGUCUGAGCAUAAACUCUGAUGUUAUCAAUCCAUGGUUCAGAAAGUACUAAAAGAUGUUUCAAGGCAUGUCCUCUGUUGUCCAGCAUAACUUAAAUCAGCUGCAUUUAUAUACUUUAAGAUCUACAAUUUGCAUCUUAGCAAAUUCUACAGGCAGGGGCUGAUGCCUGUUCUGUGGAGGCACCAUGGGAUGACGUCGUGACGAUGAGCUCAAGCAGAUUGGACGAUGGACUAAAGGGUACAGAGUGUGUAAUAUCCUUGAAGG